CAAGGCCUUGAGGGACGAGGAGAUGAAGUGUCCCUGGUUGAUCAAUAUGAGCUUCAUCCAACUUUCGUCUUCCAUGUUGCUCGGUGCGCUCAGGGCUCCUCGACUUCUUUAGGACCUUGGCACAGAUUCAAUUGGUAAAGUUCCUCUACUUGACCGACUUGAACGUUACGUGUUCUGGAACCAGCUUGACCGGACGUAAAUACGUAGCUUGGAGGUGCUGAUGAUCACAUUCCGUCAUGCCUUAGUGGCGCAGCUUUAUGAGAAGCUGCUUGGAUGGCGGAAGAAAUCAUCGCUAGAACAUACUUAUAACGUCAAACGCCAUCAAACAUUGACAACAAUUUUUGACUUCAGAAUAUGAGACUGGAGAAGCGACUCAUGCUCUUCAUGUUUCGUCUGGCGCUAGUGCGUCUGGCAUUUACAUCUCCUUUGGUUCUACUCCCACGAUUUCGCGUUUCUUUUCGACGGUCUUUUGCGAUGGGGGUUCUACCUUUGAUGCCUGGCUGAACAUGUCGACAACCAAGAUAUCGCAACUGCUAGUAUCGCUACCUUUUGCAAUGUCGCAAAUGGGAUUUGUUUCUGGCAUACUUGCUAUCUUGAUUCAGUCUACUGUAGGCUGCUGGAGCGCUUGGAUGAUGAACACCUUGUACCUGCAGUAUCGUCAUAAUAGGCUGAAAGACGACCCCCACUCUUUCAAGCGCCACACUAUACAGAUGCACGAGGUUCUUGGCGGUCUUUUAGGACGCCGCUGGGAAACAAUCACACUGAUAUUUAACUUUGGAAUCAUGUUCAGCUUUGCAGCUAUUCAAAUGGUUGCUGUUGGAAACAUCGUAUACUACAUCAAUGACAAGUUAGAACGAAGAACUUGGACUUUAGUCCUCGGUUCAUGCUUUGCAACGACUGUCUUCAUUCCCUCGCUUCGGAACUAUAGAAUGUGGUCUUUCGCCGGUCUUGUGAUGAUCGUUUACACUGCUUUGUAUAUGGCAUUUGCUUCUUUCGCAAUUCACCAGGAUGACGACGUGAGGCACACGGCACCUCACAGCAUCAGGAGCUACUUCAACGGGUUUGCUAGCACUAUCAUAUUUGGAGCUCAUGCGAUCCCAGUGGAGCUAAUGGAUGCGAUGUGGCAACCUUCAAAAUACAAGCUGACUUCUCUCUAUUCGGACUUGUUCAUGACACCUGUGGUGCUGUUUUCGAUUAUAAGCGUCUACUGGGCUUUCGGAGACAACGUACAGUAUAAUGUCUUCUCUUUGCUCCCACGCACAAAAUUUCGUGAUGCGGCAGUGGUUCUUAUGCUCCUACACCAGCUCAUCGAGUAUGGGAUUUUGUCACAGCCUCUAUAUAUUAUUGUAGAGAAGUGGUUAAAAGUUCAUCAGUCUCCAAGCUACUGGAAGAAAACGUUGGUCAGAACUCCAGUCUUUUUGGCAUCCUUGUUGGUGGCUAUUAUGUUCCCGUUUUAUGGAACUUUGAGCUCGGCGGCCGGGUCCAUCUUUAUGACCUGGCUAUACGUCAUUCCCUGUGCUGCGUCCGUGCUCGUCUAUUGGACUUCCAAAUCUCAAAAGAAUGCAAUCGAGCAGCCUCCGUUUGGCAUGAGCUGGUUGAGCCUCCACUGCAUGAACUUGGGAGCCAUCCUUUGGAUGGUAAUCAUGGCCGGUGGCUUUGCAACAUGGGCAAGCAUCAGCGUGCUAAGGAACCAAGCUCACGAGUUUGGACUGUUCGCAAAGUGCUAUCGGUGCCCCGGAAGACGCUCGUAGUCUGUGCUCCUCGUGCCUUCGCAAAUCUCUGCGCUCUGAAACAAGGCACCUUUGCUACUACUGAUCACCAGUGUUUACUCCAGAGGUUGAAAAGAGUGCUUGGCAGCUCGAGCUUCACGGGCUUUUGGUCCUGCAAUCCAAGUGAAGUGUGGCAAGAGCAAGCGGCAUAGUUGCAAACCUGUUCCGGGGAGAUGAAACAACGAAGAGCUGUAACAGUAGAAGCAGUGGCACGGGCAGAAGAACGUGGAGGCAGUGCCAAGAAACGGAGUGGUGUCGAGCGUUACAUGGUUGCGUUGUGGUGCGGCGGCCUGGCAUUGGAUCAUAGCAAGCACCACAGAGGCAAGAACAAGCAUGGAGUAAACCUCUCAAAAUAAUCUCUUUUUGUGACAAAACAUGAUGAAAGUUCUUGCAAGCUAAUGCUUGUGUGGUACAGGCGACUACUAUGAUCUCCCCUGAGGCACCAUUUAUCUCAAACAUUACAGAAGUGUUAUGUAUUGAGAAUGAUCGUCUUAUUAAACCUUUGGAUUUGCUUUU
This is a messenger RNA of Selaginella moellendorffii, 2285 nucleotides long. RefSeq names its product auxin transporter-like protein 3. The record is from RefSeq and is a predicted model, not a curated record. The transcript is spliced from 12 exons. Bases 507 to 1751 code for a protein of 414 amino acids. Lineage: Eukaryota; Viridiplantae; Streptophyta; Lycopodiopsida; Selaginellales; Selaginellaceae. Gene Ontology annotation, cellular component: plasma membrane.